GAAUAUAGGCGCGGCUAGCUAGGAUGCGUUACGUUUGGUACAUCGUACACGUACACAUGUCCAAGUCGAUCCAGCACUGAAGUUAAAGAUGGCUUAUCCUGGUUACGGUGCUGGCCCCGUUGCUCCUCCUCAGCAGGAUCCUUUGUAUGGGUGGUUUCAAGCAGUUGCAGGAGUGGAUGGCCAGAUUGAGCCAGUUGAAUUACAGCAGUGCCUUACGUCAUCUGGCAUAGCAGGAACAUAUCAACAGUUUAGCUUGGAGACCUGCCGGGUGAUGAUUGCCAUGCUGGAUCGUGACUAUUCUGGUAAGAUGGGCUUCAGUGAAUUCAAGGAACUGUGGACUGUCAUCAACCAAUGGAAGCAGACAUUCAUUGCUUUUGACUCUGAUCGCUCAGGUACCAUUGAUGGUCAUGAACUGGCAAAUGCAAUUAGAAGUUUUGGGUACAACCUUACUCCUUCAGCUGUGGGUGUACUUCUGAAACGCUAUGAAAAGGGAGGCCGUAUCACUUUUGAUGACUUUGUGUCAUGUGCAGUUCGCUUGAGAGCCCUUACAGCUAUUUUUCAGAGUAGAGAUGCACAGAGGAAUGGUUGGGCCAAUUUCCAGUAUGAUGAUUUCAUCCGUUGUACAAUGAGUAUUUAGAGGUCAGGACGUGCGCUGAUAGUCAACCAAUGGCUGAUGUCCAGAUAUUUCUAAGAUAGCAAUGGAAUAACAAGGUUCCUCUAUAUUACAUACACUUAGAACUUUUCAUUGUAGAUUUGUAGUGCGUAUUAUAACUGUUUUUCCCUGGUACUUUGCUUAGGAUCAACAUCCUGUAAAGCUUGUAUUUGUGCACGAUAUUAUUCUCUUUAAACAGUUACCAAUCAAAAGAAAUACAAUUACCAGUAAACGAACCAUGUAUGUAAAUACUGUGAUGUUCACAUAGAGAUUUUAAACAUACAUGUAAUACAAGUGGUCUUUUAUUAACAAUUUUGGUACUUUAAAGACGUGCCCAAAAUCUAUUGACGAUGAAACUCAUUAAAAUGUAAUGCCGAAUACUUGCACAGUUCGUGCCAUUUGCCUUUUCCCCUUCCCACAACAGUUAAAAUUAGACUCUCCAUGUGUCGUAAUGUCACCCAUAUGUGCUAAUUUGGUUUCAAUCAAGAUAUAUGUAAAAAGUGUU
Acanthaster planci (crown-of-thorns starfish) is the source of this 1157-nucleotide messenger RNA. Its product is annotated as sorcin-like. NCBI's taxonomy places the organism in Eukaryota, Metazoa, Echinodermata, Asteroidea, Valvatida, Acanthasteridae. Gene Ontology annotation, molecular function: calcium ion binding. The record is from RefSeq and is a predicted model, not a curated record.